AUGAAUAUAAUCCUUCUCGCUAUACAUUUUACUUUUGAGACCUUACAAAUUGCACAUCCAUAUUUUUGUAAAGUAGAUGGUUUUGACCACAUUUAUUGUAUAAACCUUCCUUCUCGUUCUGACAGACGAGAAAAAAUUGGUCUAAUUGCAGAAUAUCAUAACUUGGAUAUUGAGUUUGUUGAAGCAAUUAACAAAGAUGAUGCAAAAACUCUCAAACACUACUUAUCGGAUCUAGCACCACCGCACAAAGCAUGUUACGCCAGUCAUUAUAAAACUUAUGAAUUAGUUGUAUCAAAUAAUUAUGAAAGUGCAUUAAUUUUAGAAGAUGAUGUAGACUUUGAAGUUAAUAUCAAAGAUUUCUUAAAUGAAACUCGAUUAUUUUUACCAAAUGAUUGGGAAAUGUUUUAUUUAGGAAAUUGUGCUUGGGAUACAUCAGAUAUAAUUUAUUAUAAUGGAGCAGAUUAUGGAUCCGACCUUAUACUUUCUAAAUCUCUUCGUCCUGCUUGUUCUCACGCAUACGCUGUUUCUUUAAGGGGUGCAAAAAAGUUAUUGGAAAUACUUGUAAAUGUAUCAGAACCUGUUGAUGUAGCAUUAAUUGACUUGAUGCUUGCGGAUAAAAUAUUUUCACUUUCUUUAUUUCCUUCAAUUAUCAAUCAAUGGAAAUCUAAAGAUGAUCCAUCUGACAUUUCUCCUGGUUCUCAAGAUGAACCUCAUAAUUUAAAAAAUUCCACUUUAGAAUUAUUUGGAUACAAACGA
This is a messenger RNA of Diversispora eburnea, 756 nucleotides long. The record is from the annotation of a GenBank genome assembly. NCBI's taxonomy places the organism in Eukaryota, Fungi, Glomeromycota, Glomeromycetes, Diversisporales, Diversisporaceae.